ACGGCGUUUCGUGCUGAGCAGUUGGCUUGAAGUUUUGGCUGGUGAAGACGGCGCGACGUAAAGACCGUAUACCGAUAAAAGGCAGCCAAUCGGGUGAAAUCUACGACAACAACAACAACGGGUCGUGUCUUCUUUAAUCAAUGUUCGCCGUUCGGCAUUUCAGCGCAUGCCAAAAGUGUACGAAAAUUAGUGAGAAAAUUGUUAAAUAAAUAAUACCAAGUCAAGCAAAGCGAAAUGUAAAUAAAUGAGGCCAAGCGAUAAAAGAGAGUCGCGAAUUAUGGCACACACCCGCUUAUAAAUAGGCAAGCGGCCACAAAGGAAACGAAAAGUACCAAAACAAAAUCAAAGCAACAAGAACAAAGCGCAGCAAAAGAACGAGAGUUCACAGUGUUGAAAUUUAAACAAAAUAAAAUUCAAUUUGUGACAGGUCAAGUGGCUACCUGGCCGAGACGAGACGCAGUGGUGGUGCUGGUGGUGCUGGCGGUGCUGGUGGCAGCGCCACAAUUAUGACACAGGCCAUGCCACAACGGAGAUCGAGCCGGCAAAUCUGCUGGCUCAUUGCGGCACUUACCGUGGCUGGGCUUACAGCUAGCGAUGCUCUGCCCUUUCUGUACACAAACGCGCGGGCGCCCAUCAACUGGACGCAGCCGGAGCUGGACGAUUGGCAGGUCGAGGUGCAGCCGCGCAGCAUAUUGCCGCACGUGGAGCUGAAGCGUCAUGCGAAUCGGACCAAUAGCCAGCCCGCCGAUAGCGAUGCGGAGUUCCUGGAACGUUUGCGCGUUCUGCGCCAGAAUCGCACCUCGCCGCGCAUGCUGUGGUACGAUGCAGCCGCCGGCGAUGGCCUCACCUAUCCGCCUUUCGUGGACAAGGCUCUGAAACUGUUCAAUCUGAAGCAGGUGGCCUUCGAGAUUGAGAACAGCGUCCUGUCCAAGGUGUCCUGCACGGCGUGCAAGGCGGGCGCCGGCCUGCUGCAGCACUACAUCAAGUCCGGCAAGACGGAUGCGGAGCUCAUGAAAAUGAUUGCCCAGUACUGCACCAAUCUGAGCAUACAGAGCCCGCGAGUCUGCGAGGGCGUCGCCCAGCUCUUUGGCAGCGAGGUCAUCUAUGUGCUGCAGCGCGUCAAUCUGGGACCCGAUGAGCUGUGCAGCUUCAUCAUUGGCGACGGCUGCGGCGAUGUCUAUAAUCCCUAUCACGAGUGGGAGGUCGUCUUUCCGCCGGUGCCCAAGCCGCCGCGACUGUCGGAGCUGCCGAUGCCGCUGGAGGCGGCGCCGUUCUUCAAGGUGCUCCACAUCUCCGACACCCACUACGAUCCUCACUAUGUUGAGGGCGCCAAUGCGGACUGCAAUGAGCCGCUCUGCUGUCGCCUGAGCAGCGGUCGCCCCGCCAAUCCGAAUGCGGCGGCGGGCAAGUGGGGGGAUUACCGCAAAUGCGACACGCCCAAGCGGACCGUGGACAAUAUGCUGGAGCACAUUGCCGAGACCCACAAGGAUAUUGACUAUAUACUCUGGACGGGUGAUCUGCCGCCGCACGAUGUCUGGAAUCAGACGAAACAGGAGAAUCUGGAGAUCAUCAAGGAGACAGUCAAACAAAUGACCGAGAAAUUCCCCGGCGUGCCCAUCUUCCCGGCACUGGGCAAUCACGAGAGCGCGCCGGUCAACAGUUUCCCGCCACCCUAUGUCAACCAGGUGGACAUAUCCAUCAAUUGGCUCUACGACGAGCUCGACGUCCAGUGGCGUCGCUGGCUGCCGCAGAGCGUCUCCCACACGGUGCGUCGUGGCGCCUUCUACUCGGUGCUGGUCCGUCCCGGCUUUCGCAUCAUUUCGCUCAACAUGAACUACUGCAACAACAAGAACUGGUGGCUGUUGCUCAACUCCACAGAUCCCGCCACGGAGCUGCAAUGGUUCAUCUAUGAGCUGCAGAGCGCCGAGUUUUCCAAUGAGAAGGUCCAUGUCAUUGGCCACAUACCGCCGGGUCAUUCGGAUUGUCUGAAGGUCUGGUCACGCAAUUUCUACAAGAUCAUUUCGCGCUAUGAGAGCACCAUUACCGCUCAGUUCUAUGGACACACGCACUUUGAUGAGUUCGAAAUGUUCUACGAUCCACAUGAUUUGACGCAUUCAAAUAGCAUUGCCUAUAUCGGACCCUCCGUAUCGCCCUAUUACGAUCUGAAUCCAGGCUAUCGCAUUUACUAUGUGGACGGUGAUCACGAUACAACGACGCGUCUGGUCAUUGACCAUGAAUCCUGGAUAAUGAAUCUGAAGGAGGCAAAUCUUUAUGGAUACCCGAUCUGGUACAAGCUAUAUACAGCCAGAGCUGCAUACAAUAUGAAGGCGCUGCGGCCCAGCGAUUGGGACAAGCUGCUCAACGAGCUGACCGACAAUCAGGAGCUGUUCGAGAUGUACUACAAGAAUUACUGGAAGAACUCGCCGGCGCGACCCACUUGCGAUGCGGAGUGCAAGAAGCGCAUGUUGUGCGAUUGCAAGAGCGGACGCUCACACGAUCGUCGCCAUUUCUGUGCAGAUGUGGAGUCGAAGAUCGAUGAGGGCUCCUCGAAGUCAUGGAAGUCUUGGUUCUAUCGCGGACUCACCAAUUCCGGGGAAGAGAACAACGUGGAGCCGGAGAGCACAAAUCCCAAUGGCUGGGAAGGGUUGGAUGUGGUGUUUGGUACAUACGGUUGAGGUCAAAGCGACAAAUUGUAAAUAUUAUCAACGAAUAUUACAAAUAUUUAUGUUUAAGCACUGACUAAACGGGUUGCUGGUGAUAUUCUGUAAACCUUUAAUUAAGCAAAUUUGACAAUAAACUUUACAAGAUUUUAACCUUAA
Drosophila montana is the source of this 2819-nucleotide messenger RNA. Its product is annotated as sphingomyelin phosphodiesterase. Gene Ontology annotation, biological process: ceramide biosynthetic process; sphingomyelin catabolic process. The transcript is spliced from 8 exons. The record is from RefSeq and is a predicted model, not a curated record. NCBI's taxonomy places the organism in Eukaryota, Metazoa, Arthropoda, Insecta, Diptera, Drosophilidae. The coding region runs from base 507 to 2675 and encodes 722 amino acids. Gene Ontology annotation, molecular function: acid sphingomyelin phosphodiesterase activity. Gene Ontology annotation, cellular component: lysosome.